AUGACUGGACCGUUCGCCCCAUAUCAGACACCUCACUAUGAGGCAUCCGGCGAUGGCUACGACCUUGUUUAUCCAGAUGUUUACGAAGACGAACAUCAUCAGCGCAUUGGCAAGCUUUUGUUUCCGGAUAUUGUGGAACUGGAAGGGUCAGGCGCUGGAGAUCUGUACAGCAAAUACGGUAAGAGCUAUUCAUCGAAUUUGGCCCGGAAGAUUACCCACUUCUUGUUCGGCUACCCGGAAGGACCUGACGAACCACCUGAGGAGAUUCUACGGUAUACGUCGAAACCGAAACAUCUUUUGAUACGGUGUUCUCAACAACUUCUUCGCCCGAUCAUGAGCAUGAAGGUAAAAAAGAUUUCAGUUAGUCCACAGUUCAUGUAUCUCGAAGCUCCUCCUACUGACUGCUAUUGCGAUGAAUCAUGCCUCGCAUUAGGGGACUGCUGUUCGGACUACACCUACGUCUGUCCACGCAGAGACUGUCGUGUAUCAGAAUGGGCUGAGUGGGAGCAGUGCAUACCUGACGAAGGCAGCUGUGGGAAUGGAAUAGAGCAACGAGUCCGCCAAGUUAUAGAUCCUCCUGCAAGAGGGGGAAAAGAGUGUCCAGCGCUCAAAGAGAUGCGUACCUGCUUUAAACAAUGCACGAUCAGACGAUCACUUGACGACUUAACAACUGUUGCGUUGAUAAUCGAUUAUCGAUUCAAUGACACUCGAUCGAAAAUGGCUCGGGACAAUAUCUACUGGGACCUUCCAUCAGUGUACGAGAAGCUUAAGAAAGCCUCGAAUUACUGUGUCAAGUACCGCAUCGGCUGGAUUGUGGGUUCCGAACAAAAGGCCCUGAUUCACGAUGACCCGGGCGAGUGUGCGACAACUGGUCUAUACUUUGCGUGCCCCAAAUACACAAGUCCAAUUUUACAGGAUUCUUCGUAA
Haemonchus placei is the source of this 927-nucleotide messenger RNA. The record is from the annotation of a GenBank genome assembly. Lineage: Eukaryota; Metazoa; Nematoda; Chromadorea; Rhabditida; Trichostrongylidae.